Pangasianodon hypophthalmus (striped catfish) is the source of this 10066-nucleotide messenger RNA. RefSeq names its product tudor domain containing 12 (gene tdrd12). Bases 175 to 4440 code for a protein of 1421 amino acids. The record is from RefSeq and is a predicted model, not a curated record. Lineage: Eukaryota; Metazoa; Chordata; Actinopteri; Siluriformes; Pangasiidae. The transcript has 37 exons. Gene Ontology annotation, biological process: transposable element silencing; germ-line stem cell division. Gene Ontology annotation, molecular function: ATP binding; metal ion binding; nucleic acid binding.
UGGGUGUGUGGGCGGAGCAAGCGGCAGGUGACACUUCACACCCAGAGGGCAGACAUUUUAGGGCAGACAUUAGAAAGUCACCCUUUUUUCUAAUUUGGACUUGGACACUGUGUGCCCUCGUUAACUUAAAUAGAAAGUAGUCGGAUUGAGGUUCACUAGGACUAAGGUUUGGAAAUGGAAGUUGGAGAAAUGUUAGAAUUGGCAAUAAUCAAGGUUGAGGAUCCAGGAUGUAUUUGGGGGAGAACUGUGAAAGGACCUGGUGUACAGGUUGGGGGUCCGCAAGACUACGAGACCCUGCAGGUUAAAAUGAAUCUCUUCUAUCACAAGGUCAACCUGGAUGUACAGAAAGUAAAGCCAUUAUCAUUGGAGAAGGGACAGGUGUGUGUAGUUUUUUGGCCAGCACUGAGGAGCUGGUGUAGGGCCAAAGUGGAGUCUCUGUUCCUGGGAUCAGCAAGGAGUCAGGCCACGUGCUUCUUAGUAGACCAUGGAGAGCGUGUCGUUGUGAGCACAGAUGAUGUGAGGGCUCCUGUUGAUAAGUUCUUGCAGCUACCCUUCCGGGUGCUAAGGUUCAAAUUGGCUCGGAUUCACCCAAUGAAACUCAAAGUGCACAUCUGCAACGAGACGGCAGAGCUAGUUCCAUCUCCUCACUGGGACAGCUCCGCUACAAAAUACCUCCACAAUCUUCUACAAGCAUCUACAUUGGUUGAGGCCGUUCUUUGUGGAACACAUGAUGAUUGCACAGAUAUUGAGCUGUACUUGACCAUCAGAAAUGUGAAGGUCUGUGUAAAUGAUGAUUUGGUGGUGAAAAAGUUUGCGUGUUUCUUGAGUGCGAGGGCUCUGGGGGAUCAGAGUGGGUGUGUCGAUCGGUCCCCUGUCAGCCUGGCCUGGGACAUUUUCAGCAGUCCUCAACAUAUUCUCAAAAUGAAUGGCUGCUGUACAGUGAAGUCUGCUCCUUCACACUUCCUAACCAGGAAAAGUAAGAAAGAUGAUUUCAUGCCACAAAUAGAGCAUGUGAAAUCUCUAAUGACUGCAGCGAAGUCAGUUGUUCCCAGAGGAGCAGUAUCUCCUGUAGAAAAUGAGGAGUCUGAUGGACAAGAGAUAUGUGGAGUACAUGACACAAAUGCAGACCCCAAGAGCACCAAAGAAGGGAACGUAAAGUCUGGAAUCGAUGCUGGCCAUCAGAGUUCAUCCACAUUUGUUAGGGACUUUGAAGAAUCAUAUUCAGAGAAUACAGAGAGUACCCUUGCAGAGCAGUUGUCUGAAAAACUAAACUUGUUUAGGUUUCUGAAGUUUUUGAACCCCUUCUCAAAUUCGAACUUGGGUACCAAACAUGAUAUUAAUGAAGAUAGUCAAAAGACUUCAGGAAUUUCUGAUGAAACAGCAGUGGUGCAGAAUGACCUCAGCAGUACAAGUGUCAUCCCCACAGUGCAGAAGGAACCAGCUGUCACUCAAGAGACAACAAGUACCAAAGACCAAUUCGCCUGUGCCAGAUUGCUACAGUUGCUGAACCCAGAUCCAGUAAAUCCAGACUCAGAAUCUCUUGAUAACAGUGUUGCAUGCUGUGAACCCAGCAAGAGCGGAGUUUUGGUGCACUCAGCUGUCACUAUCAACCCCUGUAGAACCCUGACCCAGGCUCCCAUCACUGAGCAAUUCCGUAAAUUCCUGUUGAGGAGAAAGUAUACAGGACCAGGCCUUGCCGAGAGUUACUGCUGGCCCUCUGUGGCACGAGGUUGUGACACAGUGCUGAUAUGCCACAGUAGAGAAGAUCCUCUUUCCUACAUCCCACCUCUGCUGGCUCAGCUGCAGUUAGCCUCUUUGUUCAGUGCCAUCACUGCACACACUGGGCCCAUAGCAGUGAUUGUUUGUCCAGGUUGGGAAAAGGUAGAAUCAGUGCUGCAGCUACUAGAGGAGAGCCAGGCAGCAGUGAAUCUUCAUCCUGCUGCUGUGCUGGUUGGAAUAGGCAAGAAUGAGGCCAGACAAACCAAGAUUCAGAACAACUGUCAGUUGGUGGUUACCACCCCCUUUAGCCUGGCCAGGUUGCUGGAGGUGCAGUUUUUCCUCUUUCAUAGGCUCUGCCACCUGAUUCUGGAUGAAGCACAUGAGCUCUUCUCAAGAGCCCCUGAACAGAUGACCGCCAUCUUACAGCAUUACCAGAAAGUGGUGUCCAGAGCGGAGAGAACCAUGUGUGUGCAGCAAAUUGUUGCUGUAGACAGUCGUUGGUGUCGGGAGCUGGAGACCGUGGUCCGGAAUCACAUGGUUAACCCCUGCAUCAUUAUUACAGUGCCGGAAGAGGCAGCGUUAUAUGGUGGGGUUCAGCAGACAAUACUAAUGUGUCUGGACUGCAAUAAGACCUCGGUGCUGCUCAGCUCUUUAGACUUCAGCCCCUCUGUUCCCCAGAAAACCCUUCUCAUCACUAACUCAGCAGAGGAAGUGGAGCAUGUGUACAAGGCCCUCAGCAACACAGCAGCGUUCUCUCUCAAAGUUCACGAGGGCCUUACCUACCAGUUUGAUUUUGUGAUUGAGCAGUGGAGGAAAGACAUUGGUCCAGGCACACAGGUUAUCUUGGUGAUCACCAAUGAUUGCUUAAAGGCCCUUGGUAUCAGAGAUGCCACAUGCGUGGUGCAUUAUGGUUUCCCUAGCUCCCCUAAGCUGUUUGGGAACCGGAUGUUCUGCAUGGUUGAGAAUUUUCAGAAUCUCUCCUCUAAGUCCGUGCUGGGUCAGAAUCAGUCCGAGGGCUCCUCUCCUGCAGUGCGUUCUGUGUUGCUUCUGUCGGAGCAGAAUGCUCGUCAUGUGUCUGGUGUGCUGCGCUACCUGAAGCGUACGGACGCUCCACUGCCACCGGAGCUCCUGCAGUUUGCCCAGGGAGUGCAGCAGGCCAAGGAACAGUGGAAAGCUGACCGAGCUCUCUGCAGCUAUCUGAAGAGCCUGGGCUUCUGCAGGGACAGCACAAGUUGCCCAGACAGACACACAAUCAACAAAAUUCUUGAUUGUCCCCAACACCCAGACUCUGGGACUGUUUUGGUGUUGCCCCUUUACAUUAAGACUGCGAGCGUGUACUACGGACGUAUUGUGGACCAGAAAGAGAACGGUUAUGAGAAACUUGCUGCUGAGAUGAAGUCACACUAUGCUAAAGAGAGGCUUUGUGCAAAAGAAGUGGUGGAGGGAGGCUUUUAUGCAGUGCAGGAAGAGGAUGUUUAUCAUAGGGUGUGUGUGACCAUGGUGCCAGAUAAGGGAGACCGGCUGUUUAGCAGCGUCACAGCUCGAUUUGUGGAUGAAGGACGUAUACAGGAAGUGAAGUCACAUCAGCUACUGCAGCUUCCCCCGGAGUUUCAGAGCUUGUCGGGUCAGGCUGUUGAAAUUAUUCUGUGUAGGGCUCAACCCAUUGAUGGAGAGAUGGACUGGAACCCAAAGGUUACCAGAGCUAUCAGUCUGAAAAUCAAAGGAAAAAUACAUCAUGCCAAGGUGGUGAUGUGUCUGGGCAAUACUGUAUGGGUUGAUCCAAUGGUAUGCAUGACACGCAUGCCAGGUCUGAAGAUCUUCAUAAACGAGUAUAAUGUCCAUGCAGAGAUUGUGGCCACUGGGAUGGGCACUACAAACCCUCAGCAUUUGGAGCUACUGAAGUUGCUGUGUCAGCGAGAGGAGGUUUCUGCUGUAGUGAAGCUCAGUGAAAGUAAUGGAUGUGAGAGUGAGGUGGCGUCUCUGGAACAGAGGGCUCAGGCUGCUGAGGAAGCUCUGGCCAGUCAGGUGAAGGCUGGAAUCAACAUCUCUGAGCGUACAGAUACUGAACCCUGUGACCCCUGUGAACCCUUACAGAACCUUCAAAACAUAAAGCAGAUCACUGAACCUAAUAGAAGACAAAGUGAGGUCUCUUUGGAAGCCUGGCCAGAUGCUGAACACAUGGUUACAUCUGCUGAUCUAAGAUGUUUACCUCAGAACGGGACUCCUGCUCUUUUUAACAGCUCAGAUGAAGAUGACUGUAAUAUCAAAAAUGAGGACUUGCACACUGGCUGUAGACAGGAUAUUGCUAUACCAAAAAGUUUUCACCCACAGAUUAAGUGGUUUCAAGAAGAAGAGUCGGUCACUCUUAAAAUAAAGCUUACCAACCCCAUGAUGCAGAAGUGUGACUUUUUCUCUGACAGAGUGCUUUACAGUGCAUAUGUAAACAGCCACCAUUACUGUGCCAAUCUGGAGCUGCACAGUGACAUCAGCACAGAGCAGUGCUCAUGGAAAACGGAGUGCAAUGAACCAGUAAUCAAACUGGUGAAGAAAGAGAAAGGAGAGUGGAAGUCACUACUUAAAUACAAGAGUGCUUUUGUGAGCUAUGAUUUUGACCACAUUGAAGUUGAAGAAAUUCCUCCCUCAAAUGGAUGUUGGUUCGUGGGGAACACAGGAGAAGAGGGCUGCUACUGGAACUCAGAGAGUGGGAGUGAGAGUGACUGAAAAUGGGUUAUAUGCCUACAGUGCAUAUAAAAAGUCUACACCCUUUGUUAAUUUUGCAGGUUCUUGUGAUGGUAAAAAAAGAAAACAUCAGUCAUGUCAGAUCUUUUUCCACCUUUAAUGUGAGAUACAGUGGAUAUAAGUCUACACACCCCUGUUAAAAUGGCAGGUUUUUGUGAAAUAAAAAAAAAAUGAAACUAAGAUAAUGUCAGAACUUUUUCCACUUUCAGUAUGAAAUUACAACUUAUAAAAAUUAAGUGAAAAACAAUCAAAAACGUUUUGGGGGAAAAAAAAUAGAAUAAGUGUGCACACCCUUUUAUAAUUGGGGAUGUGACUGUUCAGAAUGAACCAAUCACAUUCAGUCUCAUGUUCAAAAGUAAUUAUCAUACAGCUGUCAUCAGUGAAAUUAUUCUGAUUAACUCUAAAUAAAGGAUUUUGAGAUUUUCUCAGUUUCAUCUGACUGCUGGAGCCAUGGUCCGCAAAGAGCUUACAAAGCCUGUAUGGUAUCUCAUUUGUUGAAAGAUAUCAGCCUGGAGAGGGGUAUAAAAGAAUUUCCAAAACAUUAGAUGUACCAUGGAACACCGUGAAGGCCAUCAUCAAGAAGUGGAGAAAGUGGAGCACCACAGUGACAUUACCAAAAACAGGAGAUCACUCCAAAAUUGACAAAAGGACAAGACAAAAACUUAUCAGGGAGGCUGCCAAGAGACCCAUGGCAACAUUAGAGGAGCUGCAGGAAUAUCUAUCAAGUACUGAUCACUCUCUACAUGUGACAGCAAUCUCUCGUAUUCUUUAUUUGUCUGGGCUGUGGGGUAGGGUGACUACACAGAAAUCCUUUCUCACAAAAAACAUCCAAGCUCAACUAAAUCCCCCUAAACCAUGUGGCAGAAUGUGUUAUGGUCUGAUGAUAAUUCCAAAAGAUAUAUUUGGCUCAAAAAAGCACAUCCACAGUGUUCUAUGGUACAUGUAUAUGCUUUGUAAGCUCUUUGUGGACCUUGGCUUUAGCAGUUGGUUGAAACCAAGAUGAUGUCAAGAAAAUCCUACAGAACAGCUGAUAUUUAUUUGGGGUUAAACAGAAUCCCUUCACUGCUGACAGGUGUAAGGUAACUUUAUGAAAGCCCCACACUGAUGCAACCAGGUUAUUGUAAUUUUUUCUUUUAUUUCCCCUAAAAUAAUUCUGUUUGUUUUUCACUUGAAUUUUGAUGGUUGCUAUAUCACAUUAAGGGUGUAAAAAGAUUGGACAUGGCUUAUCUUGGUUUAAUUUUUUUAUAUCACAAAAGCCUGGCAAAGUUUUGUGAUGAGUUAUAUGUACUAUUUUGUUUUUGUUAUGGUUGUUUAUUUUUAGUAGUAAACAUGGGCAACUGGACUUGUGUUCUUAUCCUGAAGAUGAAGACCUCACCCUCUGUUUUGUGGUUGUUGAUGGUUUGACAAAUGUCCUUUUUCUACUGCACACAGUACCUGACACUUUUAGAUGUGAAAACUGGAACUUGUAUUGAUCUAGGCUUCUGCUUACAUGGUUUUGCUAUAUGCUCAAAAUUAGCAUUAACAGAACAAAUGGCACUUACAAUAUGCCAUAACGCUAUAACAAAUGCUACUAAAAAAUCUGGAUGUUUUUCCUUCAAAGAGAAACAGAAUAGUUUGCUUAGUUAGUGCUUCUUUUGUGGUGUCAGUCAAAUUCUCAGUGUUUUGUUUGGGCCCUGCUGAUUUAUUAUAACCUAAGGGAGUAACUGAGUUGUUGGUUUCCUGUGUCUAUUACAAACUCCUUUUAACUGUGUUUAAAUCACACGCAUUUCUUUAUUAGAAAAUACUGUGAGGGGAACUAAGUAUUCAGACAACUUUUUGUUAUUUAAUAAACUUUCAGGGCAUAUAUCCACUUCAAAUUUACACACACAAUGUCUUUCGACUUCACUUAUAAAUAUGAAUAAAGAAUAUGUAUUUAUAAGUGUAAAAAAGAUAUAUUUAAAAACCAAACUGAUAGGGAAAUAGUAUUCAGACACCACAAAUUAACAUUAGAACUUUGUUGUAAUGCUGUUGUUGGCAUUUAUAGUUUCAAGACAUGGUUUAAAUGUGGUUCAAUUCUGGCUCCAACUUCGCUUUACUGUGUGUAUGGUGUUCUUGGGAUCAUAUGCACAUCCCUUCUUUCACCGAAAAUGACAAGCUAAAUUAUUGCCAGAAAGUUCUAUUUUUGUUUCAUUUGACCAGAGUAUAUUGUUACAAAGCAGAACUCCUUUGGAUAAACGCGUUUAGACACAAUGUUUUCAGGUCAUCCUGCAACUCUUUUCAAGGGACUGCUGGCACGUUGUGAAAUCUUGCAUGGCGCACCUGUGCAUGGACAAUUAGUUGUAGUUCCAUGAGCUUUGCUCCUGCAUGGUAUUGAAUUGUAACAGGGAUGUUUAAGGCUUUUGCUAAGGCUCUGUAGCUUUUUCUAUUGUGUUGUUUAAUAAUGGUGCCUUCGAGACUUUUAGGAAGCUUCUUUACAUUGAUUGCUAUGUGUGAUUUGAUCCAAUUAACAAUCAUAAAAUCUCUUAUCCUUGAGCCAGUUGUGCUUUUGUCCAGCUGCCAAGAAAUUGACAUGUUGGAGUAAAGAUCAGUAAAGUGAUCUUUGUAAAGUGCAGCUUAAUAAAUUGAAACAGUUUUGUGCUUAUCAGCACUACUCGACUAGUUGGUUGACUACUUAGGAGGCACAUGAUUUAAAAAGUAGAAAUACACCACCUCACACCUGUGUAUGGUAGUUAAACUAAAAGCUACAGUACAUGCGACUCGUAAACCCAAUUUGUCUCAUUGUGUCAUGGACAUAAAUCAAACCAUUUAAUUUCCAGGGUAUUUUCAACCAUACAGUGUCUUGGAUGAGUAUUCACCAAUACUGGCUGAUAGAGCAAUACUGAUCCUUCUUAAUGAUCCUUCUUAAUCACAGACAACAGGCUCAGCAACAUUAAUGCAGGGAUUCUUACACAUUACUAGUGUCUUGCUGAUGCAGAAUACAGUAAUUAGUGUUAUUUUGUUUGCAAUGUUGCAACCAAUAUUGACUUCAUGUGACACUUUCAUUGCACACUGGUGGACUCCUUCUAACUAAUUAUGUGACUUCUGAUGGCAACUGGUUGCAAAGUAAUUAAUAAUAAUUUAGCAAAUUUUACUGGAUUACUAAUGCAGUCACAACUUUUAUGAUUUUUAUUUGUAAAUAAAUUUGCUAACUAUAUUGAUUUUCUUUCCAUUAAUCUGUUAUUGAAUAUUUUAUUAAGUAUGUUCAUGACACAUAAUCCCAAUUAAGUCCCUUUAAUUUCUCUUUCAACACUAUAAAAUGUGAAGAAGCUCAAGGGGGUGAAAGAAACAUCAAAGAAACAACAAAGUGACGAAACAUCUUCAGGAUUUAAAUACGAGUCCAGUUGUCUAUAUUCACUGCUGAAAAAUUAGAAUGAAUAAGCGUUUGGUUCCUUGUUUCAUUUAGGAAUUAGACUUGUGUACUUCUGGUUGCAUAUUAAAUUAUUGUGUAUUAUUUCAUUUGCACUUUCUUGAGAAUGGGUUGUCACUAUUGGAUGUGCUAAACUGUGUGCAUCAUACAAGUCUUUUUUUCAUUGAUAUUUUGCAGAUAUUGCAGCCAUUGUAAAAUUGUGGAAAUGUGGCUCAAUUGUCUGCAUGGUUACAUGUAUUUAGUUGGAUUUAUUAACUGAGACUAUUCAGAGGCUUUAUGUGAGAGACUUGUGGUGUUUUGUGUAAGCUUGAUAAUAACUGGACAUAUCCUAGUAUGUACUGUGCACAUUGUAAUCGAUUACAGGUUUUUGUUCCAGUCAGGGGGAGCUUGGCUUGGUAGACAGUACAGUCAGAUCCAGAAUUAUUGGCAUUUUUGGUAGAUGAGUAAAAAAAAAGGUUAUAAAAAACUUUGUGGUUAAAUAGUGUGAUCUCCCACUGAAAGUAUGAGAGAAGUCCAACCUUUAACUGAAGUAAAUUUAGUAAUGAAGUACUAAAUUAUUAUACAUUUUCCCACCUUUAAUGUGAAAUUGCAAAGUAUACUGAUAAAGUACUUUGUUGUGUUGGCAAUGUGUGUUUUGGGUCAUUGUCUCGCUGCACGAUGAAGUUCUUCCCAUUUAGAUUGAAUGCAUUUCUCUGUAAAUUGGCAGACAGAAUGUUUCUGUAGACUUCUGAAUUUAUUCUGCUGCUACCAUCAUGAGUUACAUCAUCAAUAAACAUUAGUGAGCCCAUUUCAGAAGCAGCCAUGCAAGCCCAAGCCAUGACACUACCGUCACCACCUUGGCCCGAUGAGCUCAUAUGUUUUGGAUCAUGAGCAGAUCGUUUCUUUCUCCACACUUUGGCUUUUCCAUCACUUUGGUAGAGGUUAAUCUUGGUUUCAGAACUCAUCUCUGGCUCAUCUCUGUAUUUCUUUGUGAAUUCCAGUCUGGCCUUCUGAAUCUUACUGCUGAUGAGUGGUUUACAUCUUGUGGUAUGGCCCCUAUAUUUCUGCUCUCGAAGUCUUUUUUUUUUUUUUUUUUUUUUUUUGAACGGUGGAUUGUGAUACCUUCACCCCUGCCCUGUGGAAGUUGUUAGUGAUGUCACUGACUGUUGUUUUUGGGUUUUUCUUCACAGCUCUCACAAUGUUCCUGUCAUCAACUGCUGCUGUUUUCCUUAGUCAACCUGUUCGAUGUCUGGUUGUUGGUACACCAGUGGUUUCUUUUUUUUGCUUUUAGACAUUUCAAAUUGAUGUACUAGCUAUGCCCAAUGCUUGUGCAAUGGCUCUGAUCGAUUUUCCAUCUUUUCUCAGCUUCAAAAUGACUUGCUUUUCUUCUAUAGACAGCUCUCUUGUCUUCAUGUUGGUUUAACCUUUUUAAGAACAAAUGCAAACUUCUCAGGUGAAACCCAGGACUCAAACCAAGAUAUUCAGAGCUAUUAAAUGUUUAAACAAUGAAUCUAACAAGGGUAACAAGAAACACCUGUCAGUCACAUGUCCAGUAUUUUUGAUCACUUGAAAAAUGGUUGGGUUCAAACAAAAGGUGCCAUGUUCUAAGUUGUUCAACACAUCUGGAUGUAAAUCUCAGGAAAUAAAAGCUGAAAUUCUAAUCUAUUGUCUUAUAUUCAUCUUUUGAUCUCAAACCCAAAUGUCUUCAGUGUAUAGCAAAGCACAAAAGAAUUGGCCUUGCCGUUCCAAUACUUUCAGAGGAGACUUUAUUUUUUCAUAACCUUAUUGACUCAGCUUCACCAAGGGUGCCAAUAGUUCUGAUUGUAUUUCUGUGUAGCACUUGCAUUGUUUGAAAUACAUGCUGUAUCAUUUUGAAGAUAUCUCACACACACUUCUCAGUGAAGGCAGUUCCAUUAUUCUGUUUUCUGGACUUCACUAUAAAAGUUUGAGAAACAUGGUACAUAAAGCUGUCCCUCUGGCUGCUGAGACUUUGCUUUAUUUAGACUUAUGGUUCCCAGUCCAGCUCUAAUACACCUAACUUGUUUCACGAAAGCCUUGAUUUUUUUUGUUCCAGCUGUAAAUCUUUUUCUCAAAACUUUUUGUUUCUUUAAUAGAAUUCGUGGUGCAACAUGAGAGAAAUUCCUCAACUUAUUAUUUAUUCUCUGUAAUCUGGUUUGGUUAAAAGAUUUAUAGACAACAUGAUUUAUAGUCCUUUGGUUAACCAUAUAGUUCAACACUAUGUUC